Molecule: messenger RNA, 7493 nt
Organism: Macaca mulatta (Rhesus monkey)
Lineage: Eukaryota; Metazoa; Chordata; Mammalia; Primates; Cercopithecidae
Source: RefSeq, a predicted model, not a curated record
AACACAUUUAUUAUUCUACUUUUAGAUUUCCCACAAAAGUGUCUGAGCUGUUGGUUUAUAGACUGUCAGGUUCGGAAUCAGAUAGACCUGGGUUCAGAUCCCAACUCCGUCACUUAACACCUGUGUGACGUGGGUCAGUUCAUUGACUUCUCUGAAUCUGAAUUUAUCCUUUGUAAAACGGGGGUUACAAUCGUUUGCCCCUCAUACGGUGAUGGGCCAAGCUGUCCAUCUGGUUAGGUGGGUGGAACCAAGACUCCAGCCAGGGUCAUCUGAGCCACAGCUUGGAGAGUAAGCCCUGUGCUGUGUGCGGCAAAGCCCGGCAGAGCUGGGGAGGCCUUAUCACGGCUGCAAAGGAUUGUGCCGAGUGGAAAGUCUGCAGGUGCAGGGUGGGUAAGGCUUAGGCAUGCACCAUCUGGCCUGAGGCCGAAAAGCCAGUGUGGCUGCUCAGGGCACUCUCCCUCUGCCCAGGGUGCCACCAGCAACAGCUGAGCUGCAGCCACAGCCCAGCCCAGGUUCUGUGGCUCUCCUGGCAUGGUGCCUGCUGCUUCUCAUCCUCCCCAACCAAAAGUCUGAGGUGCUCCUCCAAGGGGAGGAAGCACUUCCCUCAGGUGGGAGCGGGUGGAGGCUGGUCGGCUUGACCCUGCCAGCCCCUGCAGUGCCAGCUCUUCCACCCCUUCCCAUCUUCUUGGCCUCAACGUGCCCACUGGGCUAUGAGGCAGCCCUUCGCCCCUCUGGGUCCUCAUGAAGAAGCAUUUCAGGGUCUCUGGCAGGUAGCUGCAAGGCUUACUUGGGGUGGGGUGUGAAAGACACACAGGCUGACGGAGCCCCAGGUCAUGUUCAUGCCUGCUGCAGGCUUCCUCACAGCCAGGAGCUGGGGGAUCAGUGCAGGGCUUCCUCUGGGUAGUCCUUAUGGAGAGGCGAAGGAGCCAGCCACAGUUUCUCCCUGGCCAGGACUGACUGUCAGGCCACUCAUUACCAAGACAGGUGGAGACCCUGGCAGACAGGGGUGUUUUGGGGGAAAGGAGCAGGCUGAGUCCAGGGCCAUGAGGACAUGGUGAGGGGAACAGAGGGGAGGGGCUCAGUCUGCCCUCCCUUCCUGGGUACUGAAAGUCUCCAUAACACACCCCAAGGCAGCAUGUUUAAAACUAAACCCUAGCUCUUCUUUCACCUUGGCUCAGCUCCCUCCUCCUCCCUCAUUUCCCUCCUCCAGCUGUCCAGCACUGUCCCUGCCUGCUUCUCUCUCCCUGCUGUCGCUGAACCCUGGCGUUCUUCCCUUUGGAAGACCCUACUACGUUACCCCUGCAGCCUCCAUCUGCCUUGCUCCCCAUCCUCAGUCCUCUGGCAAGUACUCUCUGCUCAUAACUCGUUUUUUCUGUCCUCCACUCAGAGGUCAGAUGCGUGGCCCUAGACCGCCAACUUCAUUAAAGUCCCUGCUUCCACCCGCCCAUCGGAAGAUGGCUGUAGCUCCCCACUGAUUUCAGGCCGCCGGGGCGCUGGCAGCAUGGAGCUGAAGAGAGGAAAGACCUUCAUCAAGUCCAGCCUGCAGGUUUCCCAUGAGAAACCCCCGGACCCAGCGGCCGUGGCGCCAGCCAGGGAGGGGGCAGGCCCCUGGUCAGUCCUGCCAGGAGGGCAGCAGAGGCCCCAGAGUGAGAAGGACCCCCAAGCCAGCCCCAGUGCCCAAGAAUACGACAGAUGCCCCAACAGAGGGGCACAGCCAGACCCCAAAGGGGGACCCGCAGCCCUCUGCGGAGCCACCUUCAAACCGGUGCGAAAGAGCAAGACUCAUGACAGCGUGUCUGGAGCAGGCAGGGCCAUGGCUGCCACAGGGCAGUUGGUGGGCAGUGCAAGCUUCCCGGGCUCCCCGGGCAGCCGGCGCAUGAUCGACUACCGCCACUUUGUGCCCCAGAUGCCCUUCGUGCCGGCUGUGGCCAAGAGCAUCCCCAGGAAGAGGAUUUCCCUGAAAAGGCCCAAGAAGUGCUUUCGGAACCUAUUCCACAUUCGCAGAAACAAGACUGAGGAACUGGCCUCGCUGGCGGCUGAGGGGAAAGGUCUGCCCUCUCCAGGGGACCCAUCAGACCGGGGCCGGCAAAGCAAAGCCUUCCUCCCCCCAGGAGGGCCGGGGCUGGACAGCCUGUGCCAGGACCUGUCGGACAGCGAGCUCCUAGCCGAUGCAUCCUUUGGUCUAUGCAGGGCCCUGUGUGAGGACGUGGCCUCACUGCAGAGCUUUGACUCGCUCACGGGUUGUGGGGAGGUCUUUGCGGAUGAUAGCUCGGUGCCAUCCCUGGAGCUGAAUGAGGGCCUGGAGAGCCCAACCCAGGCAGCUCAGGGCCUGGAGAGCAAGGUUCCCAGGGGCCCCCUCCAAGGCAGUGUGGAGCAGCUGGCCUCGCCCGCGCAGAACGAAGCAUCUGACUUCACCAGGUUCUGGGACAGUGUGAAUCGCUCAGUGCGGCAGCAGCAGCGUGCCCUGCUAGGCCCAUGGCUUUCGGGCCCCCAGGGCACAGACAGGGACCAAUCCCGGCUGGACACAGCUGGGCUCCCUGAACUGCCCCUCUGCCCCUGCAGGGACCCUCGCAGCGGCUCCAAAGCCAGCUCCAUCGACACAGGCACCCCCAAGAGUGAGCAGCCCGAAUCCGUGUCCACGAGUGACGAGGGCUACUAUGAUUCCUUCUCGCCAGGACUUGAGGAGGACAAGAAGGAAGCUGAGAGCCCAGGCACUCCCGCCGCCACCUUCCCACGGGACAGCUACAGUGGGGACGCCCUCUACGAGCUCUUCCAUGACCCCAGUGAGGGUCCUGUUGGCCCCAGCCCAGAUGAUGACCUGUGCGUGUCUGAGAGUCUGUCAGGGCCGGCCCUGGGGACGCCACUGUCCAUGUGCAGCUUCCGAGUGGGGGCCGAGGAGAACUUGGCCCCAGCACCAGGCCCCGACCUGCUCAGCCAGGGCUUCCUACAGAGCUCCUGGAAGGGCAAGGAGUGCCUGCUGAAGCUGUGUGACACUGAGCUCGCCAUCACCAUGGGCAUCGUCAGCUGGCUGCGUCGAGGCCCCACGCCCCGUGCCCCACCCACCCCUGGGCAGCCUGCAGCUCCAUCUGGUCCCCAGGGAGCCCCCAGGGCGCCCACAGAGAAGUUGGGGGGCAGGGAGGGCCUGGCCUCAGAUGCAGGCGGGGCAACAGUUUGCUCAGCACCCAGCAGGCAGGAGCUGUGGGCACACACGGGCACCACAGACCUGCUUGCCGGAGAGAGCAAGGCCCUCGGGGUGGCCACACAGGGGACUGGCACACUGUCCAGGGAUGCCUCUCGAGAGGAAGGGUCACGAGGUCACUCUGAAGACUUGUUUUCCUCUGUGGAGUCUGCAGCCACUUCGACAACAGAUACUUCCAGUGAAAACAAGGCCCCAAUCCCUUCUGCCUGGCCCUGCUCCCAGAAGGAGCCUGGGCCACCAGGCGUCCUGGGGUGUUUCCGAGGCCCCUGGAGGCCAGGUCACGGGGCUGGCACUCUAGAUGCAGAGCCCAUGCUGGCAGGCUGUGUGGCCCGUGCGGCAGCCCUGAAGAUCAGCUCAAACGACCAGCCCCCGGCCGCAUGGCCUCCAAGGCAAGACGUGGGCAGUGGGCUCUUUGGGCAGCGCCGGGCCAGGGGCCCCGACAUUCUGGAGCAGAAACAGUCCAGCGGCUCCCCCAGCAUGACCACUGUCCAUGGCCUACCCUACUCGGCCAGCACACCGGACCAGAGGUGUCGAGAUCAUGUCCAGGACCUGAGCUGGCUCAGGGUGGAGCCCCCCGGGCUGGGUGUCCAGGCCUGGGCCUCUGUGGAGGACCCGGCCCUGCAGCUCAGCACGGCGGCUGUGGAGCAGGUGGCAUACAGCAGAAAGCUGGACUCUGAGCCCCCAUCAGCCCCUGCUGCCCAGUGGAGUCCCCAGGGCCACCAUCCAGAAAGCCUGGGCCUCACUUUGAACUGCCAGCGGGAAGGGGGGGUCUCUGCAAGUGCCCCAGAAUGCCGCUGCAGCCUCCUGGCCCGUGAGGGCCUCCUCUGUGGCCCGCCAGAAGUGGGGGCCUCCAGGCCAGCCGUGGCGGAGCCCCAUCUGUAGGACAGGCUCACAGGCACCAGGAGCUGCAUGUGUCUUCGUGACCGCUUUCAGGAGAGCCUAGGACUCAAGUCUCUAUCUUUUGUCCCUGAUGUGGGGACUGUGUUGGGGGGAGGGGGUGGCAGGACUCAGGCAUGCGGAGGGUAGCAUGUUCAUGGGGAGGCAUCCUUGCCUGAACCCACCAGCCCAGGCAGCCCGCCGCCCCACCACCAAAGAGAGCGUGAAGCUGCGGCUGCCUUGCCGCUCCUCAUACAGGGGGCUGGGGAGGGGCGGGGCUUGAAACCGAUGGGAAAAAAGAGCUGCACCUUGUACAUGGGAAGCAGAGAGCCAAUGAGUCUGCCUGGGGAUUGUGUGGGAAUCCCGAAAGACACAGUCCCAAAUGCCAUAGUCCCAAGCGUUGAGAAUCCAAAAUAUUAAAAUUACUCUAAAAUCCAAAAAUCACAAUCCCAAAAUAUCUAAAUCCUGGAAAUAUAAUUCUGGGAAUUUUUUUUUUAAUUUUUUAAAAGAUAUUUACAUUUUAAAAGGAUUUGAGAAACAGAAAAACAACAGAACACAUCAUUAGCCACUUUACACAAUAAAAUAGGCAAUAAUACAUAUUUUUGCAAGCAUAAACACUCAGGUAAAUACUAAUGACAGUUACACAGGUGUGAGUUAUUAGCAGACAAACUAUAUUCAUAAACAAGUCAAAAUGGGAAAUGUAUACAUGCACGUCACUAUGCUUGGUAAUUGCGUGCACCCGGCUUGAUAUCUGCAGUCACGUCAUGACCAGCAACCCGUCUUUUGAUGAAGUCAGUCUACGAUGCGUCACCACCACACACGCAGUUGCCCAAAGAGCGGAGAUGGCAAGAACUUUCAUCUCUCACAAACACAGAUGUACAAAAAUUACAUCCCUUCAUGUAUGGAGGAAGUUUUGAUGUUUUUACACACAGGCACAACGCUUACACACACAGUCAACCUGGGAUGCCGGCAGGGUGGCUCAGGACGAAAGCUUCAGGACCCAGGAGGGCCACGGGUGUAAGUCCCAGAGUCCAAAGGCCAGCGAGCCUGGAGCUCUGAUGUCAAGGCAGUGGAAGAAAAGGCUGUCCCGGCUCUGAGAGAGACCAGUUCGCCUUCUGUAUUUGUUCCCUCUGGGCCUCAGCAGAUCGAAUGCUGCCCACCAACAUUGAGGGUGGAUCUUCCCCACCUAGGCCCCUCAGACUCACAUACUCAUCUCUGAAAACACCUCACAGCCAUGCCCAAAAUAACGACCUCUAGGUAUCCUUAACCCAGUCAAGUCCACACCCAAAAGAAGUCCGCAGGUCCACCCCUUGUCAACCUGGCAUCCAUCUGCAUCCCCUUCAACCAUUCUCAGUCUCCAAAUAAAGCCCUAAGCAAGGUCGUAGCUCCACCCAACAUGAUGCCGCUAUCCCGGGAUUGUGAUUUUCAAAACUUUAGAUGUCAGGGAUUUGAAACUUUAGAGAUUUGUGUCUUUCACUAUUUCAAUGUUGGGGACCAGUGCUUGGGAUUGUAUCUUUCAGAAUAAUGAUCCACACUUGUGUGAGGACUGCGAGGCUCAGGAUGGGAGACAGAUGGGGGAGCCGACCUUAGGAGGGCCCACUGAACCAGCCUCAGUCUGGCCCCAGUCUGGCCUACUUGCUGCCCCAGGAUGGGUGGCUACAACCUGCUGAGGGCCUGAAGGGCGCUCCUCAGGAACACUGUAUUACCCUGUUUUGUGUUGCUAUAAAGGAUAACUGUGACCAGGUCAUUUAUAAAGAAGUUUAUUUGGCUUAUGAUUCUGCAGGCUGUACAGGUAUGGCACCAGCAUCUGCUGCUUUUUUUUGUUUUUUCUUUCUUUUUUUGAGACAGGGUCUCACUUUGUCGCCCAGGUGGGAAUGGGAGUGCAGUGGCACGGCCUUGGCUCACUGCAGCCUCUACCUCCUGGGCUCAAGCAAUCCUCCCAUCUCAGCCUCCCAAGUAGCUGGGACUAUAGGCGUGUGCCACCAUGCCCGGCUAAUUUUUCUAUUUUUUUUGUAGAGACGGGUUUUCACCAUGUUGGUCAGGCUGCUCUCAAAUUCCUCAGCUAAAACGAUCCAUGCGUCUCAGCUUCCCAAAGUGCUGGAUUACAGGCGUGAGCCAGCCAGCAUCAUGCAUCCCUGUGCAGCCCUGCCAGGGCUGGCUGGACCCUCCUACCCUUGUUGAUGGGCAGUGCUGGAUUGUCACGAGUCAUCCCCUACAAACAAUGAUUUCCCUCCACUUGCACUCUCUAACUAGAGCCAUGGAUGGCCAAAUGCUCUUUGGGAAGAAGCCAAUGGAUUCUCCUCAGCUCUGCCUGCAAGUAAAAAGCCUUUUGACUCCACCCCCUCCACGCUGUCAGAUUGCCAUUCCCCUUCAGGUAAACUUCGAAUGGGGAUGUGGACCUCACUCCCCAAAAUGUCACAACAUACAUGCAGCACCCCAACAUUCAGAACCAUGAAGGGCGAAGGUGGCUGAUGUCUGUAGGAGGGACAGGUGUCCGUCCUGGCCCAGUGUCAGGCCAGCAGGUGCAGGGACAGAUGGGCCAUCCACAUUCUCCAGGAUUAGCUUCUACCUCAACCAGCACAUCUCAGCAAGAUGCCAGGAUGGGGCUCCACAGGCAGCCGUGAAAUGGGUUUCUGGAGGAAAGACCAGCACAAGAAAAGGGGUCAGUCAGGUCGCAGGCAAACUGCUAGGGAAAUCCCAUCUCAUGCAGGGCUCCCACCAAGAGGAGCGUGCGUUGUGCUGCCCUGGCUCAAGAAGAAGGCAGCACGGGAUCUGCAGCUGAGGGUGGCCCUCCCACCAGGGGACGCUGAUCCGUGCCUCUCCUGACUGCCUGACGCUUGGUCUCUGGUGGCCCUCUCUCACAGGGCUCCCUGAGGCCUGCAGCGAACGGGGCACAGGCUGCACGUCACAGGUUCCAAAGUGUGCAGCAACUUCUGACCAGGCCCAUCCAGACCUGGAGCCCCUGUGGAGCCACAUCUGAGCCCUCGUCCCGAGACUCAUACACAGGACCACAGCAGCAUCACCGAGCCAGGCCGGGGGCCCAGAUCUGCCUACCUAAUCCUUGCAUCAACCGCAGUGCAGUUGUCAGCCCCGUUUUUCAGACCUGGACACGGAGGCACAGGGUGCUGGUAUGACUUGCCCACAGUUAGUGUGUGAGGUGAUGGGUUUUGUCCCCUCCCAGCUCCAAAGACCCUGCUCUUCCUCAGGCUCCAGAACCUCUCACUGAGCUCCUGCAGGGAAGUCCCCACUCAGAGCCCUCAGCCCUUCCUGCUUUCAGGCUGCAGAUGUCAGAGCACCCUUGGGUGCCAGCCACAAGUGCUCCUCUGGCAGGCUGAGCCCCCAGCAGGAGGCUGCCCUGACUCAACCCCAGCCCGGGGCUUUGUGCUGCCCCUGAGGGAGUAAAUCCUUGUUGAAAGAA